Molecule: messenger RNA, 716 nt
Organism: Zea mays
Lineage: Eukaryota; Viridiplantae; Streptophyta; Magnoliopsida; Poales; Poaceae
Gene: ra1
Product: ramosa1
Exons: 1
Coding region: 124-651 (175 amino acids)
Source: RefSeq, marked validated
UCGCUAGCCCAGCUUUAGUUUAUAGCACUCUCUCACUCAGUAGUCAGCUCCCUCCAUUUGUCCAUUCUCCAAAGGUAGUUAGCUAGGUUAGGCACACGCGCGCCACUCGACUAGCUAGCAGCUAUGGAGGGAGAAGAUGACGGCGCCCAAAUGAAACUGCAGCAACAACAACAGUCGCCUUGCAGUGACAACUUGAGCUUGUCCGCCGCCUCCUCAUGGCUGCCGCCACAGGUAAGGUCGUCGUCGUCGUCGUCGUCGUACACCUGCGGGUAUUGCAAGAAGGAGUUCAGAUCAGCACAAGGGCUGGGAGGCCACAUGAACAUCCACAGGCUGGACAGGGCCAGACUGAUCCACCAACAGUACACUUCACACCGUAUUGCUGCUCCCCAUCCAAACCCUAAUCCUAGUUGCACAUCAGUUCUUGACCUUGAGCUCAGCUUGUCGUCGCUGCUAGCGCAUGGUGCUGCCAGCAGCGACGGAGGCUUGUCUGUUCCAGUGGCAAAGCUGGCGGGCAACCGUUUCUCCUCCGCAUCGCUCCCCACGACCAAGGACGUCGAGGGGAAGAACUUAGAGUUGAGGAUAGGAGCGUGCAGUCAUGGCGAUGGCGCGGAAGAGCGUCUGGAUCUUCAGCUUAGACUGGGCUACUACUGAGCCAGACAGAGGAACGAACUGCUACAAUGGGUACGUGCAGUGCAUGAUGAUGGAAUGACUGGCUU